Molecule: messenger RNA, 2194 nt
Organism: Rubroshorea leprosula
Lineage: Eukaryota; Viridiplantae; Streptophyta; Magnoliopsida; Malvales; Dipterocarpaceae
Source: the annotation of a GenBank genome assembly
AUUGAGAAAAUGCAAUCCAAACAACUAUAACCCUAAACACGAAGAAUAGAAGGAAUACCGGAGGAUGGCCAAAUGCCAAUCAUGAAAACAUUUGAAAGGAUCAGAUUUUUCGUCUUUGGUAAAUAUGGUUUAGUUGUGGCAUUGGUGGAUAGGCCACCACUCCAUCUUUCUCUCCGCUGGCAAGAUCUGUUUCAGAUUCCACUUCUAGUCUCUUCCGCAAGUUCUUAUCUUUUCUCCUCCUACUGUUCGUAUAUCGGAGGAGAUUGGUUAUUUCCCUUCUCGACCUUCUUCCCUGAAAACUCUCCCUACCCUUUUUCUCUUCUUCCAUAUUCUCUUUCUGGGUCUCUUCAAGGUACGAUUUUGCUUCAGCCCUUGUAAACAUUUUAGGGUUCUUGAUCUUCUGUUUUGCGCUCAUUUUGUUAGCUAGAGAUCAGUAAAGCUUAUUUCUUUCAUUUGGGCUUAUCUGUAUGUCAUCAUCUUUCAACCUGUUGGGCUUGUAGAUUCUCGUUUUUUGUCUCAAUUUUUAUGUUCUCCUUCUGAAAUUGAUCGAUUUAGAGAUAGGGUUUUCUGGGGUUUACCUUUGUUUCAAGACUUUGUUUGUGAGAAGAUCAUGGAUCCCAAGUCCCCUGAAUUUUCUGAUUAUUAUAUAAAUGGUAUCCAAGAUGGACAAGAUACAAUCUUGACCAAUCCUGACCAGAACCCUAGUCUCACAAAUGGGUUUGACUUCCAUGUUCCCUCUCCAGAUCUUGGUUUCAUGGAUGUCCCAUUUCUUCCCUCUAAUUCAGAACCUGCUGCUAGUUUUCCUUCGUCUGUUUCUGUUAGAGGCGCUGAUGAGGUCUCUUUCACUCCGACCACGGGCUGGAGCCCCGGGGGAGAUUCUUCCUCUCCCGCCAGUGAUACUGAAUCCUCAGAUCCUGUUCUCAAGUUCAUAAGCCAGAUUCUUAUGGAAGAGAACGUGGAGAAUGAGCCAUGGGAAGACCCAUUGGCUCUACGAUACACUGAACAAACAUUAUAUGAAGCACUGGGAGAGCAGUAUCCUCCACCUCCUCCUCCUCCUAUUAAUGAACCCCAACUUGUUCUAAACCAGAAUAUGGAGAGUCCAAACACUGAUGUAUCUGGUAGUAGUUAUGGUUGUGCUACCAAUAACCAUCCUAGCAGUAGCCCUGAAACUAGUACUGGGACUGACAAUCUGUGGGGUGAAGAUGUUGGAUUUCAGAACCCUGCUCUAUUACAAGUUCCCCUCCCCAGUGACCACAACUUCCAGUCUAAUUCAAACCAUCUGAGUUCAGAGUUUUCCGCUGAAUCAAAUGAUACCCUGGGUAACAUGGGCAAUAGUCUGAUGGAACCCUCUGCCACUGAGUUCAUGGUUCAAAAUAUUUUCAGUGACACGGAAUCUGUCUUGCAGUUCAAGAGAGGGUUUGAGGAAGCUAGUAAGUUCCUUCCUACUAGUAACCAGCUUAUCAUUAAUCUAGAGAGUAGUACAUUUGCUACCAAUCAAAAGGAGGGGGUUUCAAAUGUGAUAGUCAAGGAGGAUAAGAGGGAGAGACAGCAAUCACCUGAUAGGUCAAAAGGUAGGAAGAAUCAUGAACGAGAAAACAGAGAUUUAGAGGAAGAGAGAAGUACUAAGCAGUCUGCAGUUUAUGUUGAAGAAGGUGAACUAUCUGAGAUGUUUGAUAAGGUAUUGCUCUAUACUUGUAAGCCUGUGGGCAAUGAAGAUGUUAAGCAUGAAGAAAGCAGAACCUUGGAGAAAAAUGAACAGCCCAGUGAAUCUAAUGGAGGGAAAUCCCGUUCUAAAAGACAGGGCAAGAAGAAGGAAACAAUUGACUUGAGGACUCUCCUCAUUCUCUGUGCACAAGCUAUCUCAUCUUUUGAUAACAGGACUGCUGGUGAGCUACUAAAGCAGAUUAGGGAGCACUCUUCCCCUUCUGGUGAUGGAUCUCAGAAGUUGGCCCAUUACUUUGCCAAUGGCCUGGCGGCACGCUUGGAUGGAAGUGGAUCUGGAAUUCAAAAUUUUUAUGCCAUGAACCCUGCUAGUCAGACGGCGCCAUUUGAACACGUCUUCUCGAAGGAAACAACGUGCUGCAGCCGCCGACCGGUUGUAGCUGGUGAAAUGGGCCUGCACGAAUAAGUAUUCUUCCGUCAUCUGCUUCUUCUCUGUCGGUAUCUCUUUCAUUAAUAAUUAAAAUUUUUACCA